GUCAUGAUCAUGAUGCAUGAUGAGUCCCGCCAGGUCGAGGGACCUAUGUAACAGCACAGAUUUUAGAACUGACCGAUCAUCGAUCAUGAAGCAGACCAGUCUCGAUUUGAUUCAAUAUAUCUGUCGAGUCUCCACAUUACUCGAGUCCGUUUCCCCACAAAUUCGGCUGUAGGAAGUUCUAUCCCUUCGAUCAGCUUCAGCAUGGCUGUUGAUCCUCUUCAGUUUCUUUCCCUUAUUGCCUUCCUCUCUGCCCUUGAGGCUCGUGGAGUGUCUCUAGCCACUGGUCUGACCAAUACGAUCAUCUAUUUUCCGUUCAACAGACUAUUAAACGGCUCUUCGUGCGGACCGUCGAACACCCGCGCGUUCGCUUCAAAUAUGGGCUUCUUUGAUCAUACUAGUGAAGGCUUCAUACAAGAUCCUUCCACCCGUGACUCUGGCUAUCCUUUGGGUUUUUCGGACACGACAUCUUCCACUGCAUCCUCUGCUCUGCUCUACCAGUUUCUCCUCCUCUUCUCAGGUCAAUUGGCUUCUAUCUCACGAGACAUCUUGUCGCUGCGUCGUUCUGUUGCCUCGCUCGAGUCAUCAUUGUCUGCAUUCAAAGACGAAGCAUUGCAGACACAUACCAAGGCAUCAUUUGAUAGCGAGGAAUUGGGUCGAAAAUUACACCACCUGUCCAGCAUCAUGACCGUCCAGGAGGGUCAAGUGAGCGCGUUGCGUGACACGGUCGGUACACUGCAAGCGUGCACAAUCCACGUCAGUCCAGACCGCCAAGCACUUGCUGAACGCGUGCGGAGUUACACAGAGUUUGACGCUCCCCAGAAAUGUCUUCGUGUUCAAUUCACUACUCAGAUUCAGGAACACGUCGAGUGCAAGAAAGACUACGCUGCUUUGCGUCAGGACCUUCAAAAACUUUCGGACUUGGCUUCGAUAAAUGAUACUAAGACCAAUGUAUCGUUGGAUCACCUUCGUAGUCAGAUCGUUGACCAGGUCAAAGACCAAAAUCGUACCGAGAAAGAAGUUGCACUCUUGCGCGAACAGAUGACAAGGAAAUUUGGAGCGUUUCAGUCCAGAGUAUCUUCUCUUACAUUAGACGCCGUGAAGGUACAUCAUGGCGUUCGAUUAUCGGACCAGGCUGCCAAAGAAGCUCGUCGGGUAAAAGCGAUGGCGGCGGUGGGCCGUCGUAUCAUGCAGCUUCAAGACACCAUCCCGCAGAAUAACGAAAAUGAUGCGGUAGUUUCGUCCCCGUGUUCUUCACCAAUUUCGGUUGGGCGGUUCCAGGACUCUGACGUAUUUAAGACUUCGUCACCCUGUGUCCAAUGGGUUGGGACUACUACUCCUUCCGACACCAAGGUACCGCAUUCAUCACCCCUAUCUCGGGAAUACAUAAAUUGCAAGGAAAAUGUGGAUGGUAUCCAUUCUCCCUCCACUACUGUUACUUUCUGUCAAGUUGACGCUGAGGCUGGCAUCCUAAGGAGGAAACAGAAAGGACCCACAAUCACUGCCUUCCAACCCAAGGAUGUCAACUGGAUGCCGAUGCCUUCCCCGUCAUCACCAGUGCACGUUAUGAUUGCCACCACACCAGUUUUACGUCGUCCAGGCCUCUCAGCAAUACAGCGUGGUCAUGUCCCUGAGUCACGAAUCUUCAAGCGUACGUACCUAAAUCGUGUUGACCGUCAGAGCAGUGAUCUGAUGCGCACGCACCUGGUGACUCAGAGUACCGCAAUAAGAGCCUCUAUGCUUCUCCUCUGAACGGCUCCGGUGCCCGCAUCCAAGAAUGGAUAUAAGAGCCAAUCUGCCAUUUGUCCAUCCUUCUUUAAAACUUGGUGAUAAAAAGUGUUUUUCUUUGUUGCCCUACGACUCGUUUUUGUGCGCUGCUGGCACCAUUGCCAAUGUCUUUGUACAAAACCUUGAUGGAACCUCGGCCUGCCACAUUAGCAUCAAUUCUGCCAUGCCACGUGGCAGAAUGAAAGAGUUUUGCUUAAGACACUAGCCUGAUCCUCAAAGCCCCAAAGUUCUAAAUGUAAAGAUCUGCUGGCGGGUGGCAUAAGAAGCAAGCAUGACUACAAGUGAGCAAGGUUGCUGCAACAAGUAAGGCGGGAUCAUAUGACGAGCGCGAAGAAGUGCUGGAAGUACUGGUGAAACAGCGAAGGGAAAUAGACCUAUCACCUGUCGCA
Suillus discolor is the source of this 2174-nucleotide messenger RNA. RefSeq lists its product as uncharacterized. NCBI's taxonomy places the organism in Eukaryota, Fungi, Basidiomycota, Agaricomycetes, Boletales, Suillaceae. The record is from RefSeq and is a predicted model, not a curated record. The coding region runs from base 202 to 1749 and encodes 515 amino acids. The transcript is spliced from 7 exons.